Molecule: messenger RNA, 2946 nt
Organism: Mollisia scopiformis
Lineage: Eukaryota; Fungi; Ascomycota; Leotiomycetes; Helotiales; Mollisiaceae
Exons: 3
Coding region: 144-2780 (878 amino acids)
Biological process (GO): DNA-templated transcription; regulation of DNA-templated transcription
Molecular function (GO): DNA-binding transcription factor activity, RNA polymerase II-specific; DNA binding; zinc ion binding
Source: RefSeq, a predicted model, not a curated record
AUUUGCUAUACUUCGUAUCCACAGACUCAUUAGUACUAGAUCCUCAAAAAAUCAUCGGUGUGCCCAGCUCCAGAAGGACAAUGACCUUGGCUAGGUAGUUGAUAGGAGGUUGGUGUGCACGUGCCGACUAAGUGCAAUUGAAGAUGGAGGACAACACGCAAGGAGCAGGUAGUGGGGAGGGAAAUGUCGAAGAUAAUUAUGUCGCCAAUUCCGCAUCUCCCGAGAACAGUACUGCCUCGUCAGGCGUUCGAAAACGAAUAAGCAAAGCAUGUGAUCACUGCAACUCUGCCCGGAGGAAAUGUGAUGGCCAUCAACCCUGCAGCUACUGUCUACGAACGAGAAGUCGGUGUAGCUACAAACGGCAAGCAAAAAAGCGAGGCAAAACACCUGCUUCAGCAUCCAAGAAAUUAUCUGCGUCACAAACAGUGCGACCACCAUCCCAGACUCCUCUACAAGAACUAGCAACGACUUCUACAAUAGCGACAGAAGCCAGCCAGAUCGCAAAUCACGUGCAUGGUAUUUCCCAGGAAGUGCAACGAGAUAGAGAUGUUCAUAGUGUACCUACCGAUGAUCUUAACGAGAGUACAGUUGAAGGUUUUACAUUCUCUCCCCUAGUGGACGAUUAUCAAAUGUUCGACUUCGACCCUGGAUGGGGCAUCGAGGACUUUGGAGACGCAAUCGAGAAUGCAUCGCUAUUGAACCUUAAUGGGAGCACAAAUAUCCACGAAGGAAUGGUGAUGGGACCUUCUGAAAUGCUUCUGGAAUCUACGAAUCUUGAUCCAUCAAAUCAAUCUCGAAAGAAUGGUGCCCCACGAAUCAGCUCCAGCCAUCGAGUGACCUAUGGUAUACACUCUUUCAUGGCGGAUGAUGAAGGAGGGACCUGUUCAAUAAGAGAUACGAGCUCAGUGCCUUCACAAGUAUUGAACAAUACCCUCAAAAUCAGCAGAUCUGGUUCUUUGCCCAAGAUUCAGGGCGAUGGAACAACAUCUGAGCAGCAACGAUUGAACGGUACAUUACGUCACACAGCUAGUCUGCAGCAGGAAUCAAGUGGCAAUUCGACUAUUCAAUAUCCUGUUCUCGCAGACACUAUUCAUCUUUUGCGUCCCAUUAUGCCCGAUACAUUGUCUUUCGCCCUUCUUGAAGCAUAUUUCAAUACAUCACCGGUCACAAAUGCAUAUUUGCAGCCAUGCGUUCCACCAUCUGUCUACCGCAAAUUCUCCUUUCUUCGUACAAAUGAGCCCCGGCAGAGUAGUCAGGUUUUGCUUGUUAGUAUGCUUUGGUUAUCUGCUCAAACCGCUGAUAUUCCUCUGCUAAAUGCAAGCAUCGCAAGGAGGAAAUACGUGCGACGAAAAUUGCUAGAGUUGACUACCCGGUUAUUGAAGCCUCUCAACGAAGUCAGCCUUGAUGGCAAUCCUCCACGAAGACAGAAGCCGUCGUCAACAACUCAAAAUCAGACCGAAGAAGGUAUCUACUCAGAAGUCAAGCCGCGCAACAGCAUGAACGAUGGUUUGGAUGAGAUCAUGGCAUAUGUCCAUCUAGCAAUGGUUACUUCGGCCAGCGAAUUCAAAGGUGCGAGCUUGAGGUGGUGGAACAUAGCCUUUUCAUUGGCACGUGAGGCGAAGUUGUAUCAGGAGAUCUUGGAUCCUCUGCCAGAAUCACAAGGAAACGACGAUAGUGGAGGACUAUCACCAGAUUCUCCUCAGCGGGCAAGAUUACAGAGCUACCGCCAAGGACACGCCUUUGGAGAGCAUAGCAUCUUUGCAUCUCUAAUCAGCGAGGAAGGGAAGGAAGAAAGGCGAAGGGUCUGGUGGUUUCUUUAUGCUAUUGACAGACAGUUAUCCCUGUCCUACAACAAGCCACUAGCACUCCUAGACUCUGAGUGUCAACAUCUUCGGCGGCCAUGCAACGAUGCAUUGUGGCAAAGCGAUCAAAGCUUUGAAUUGAUCCAGUUGUCGGAUAUUGGCAAAGGCCCAUACUUUGAAUGUAAAGGCGCCUCGUUCUUUGGCUUCUUUUUGCCACUAGCAGCACUUCUUGGCGAGAUAGUCUACUUUGUUCAAGCACAGAACCACCCCCGCUUUGGCAUUUCUCAAAGUACUUUACUUGACUGGAAGCAAUGGGAGAAAGGAAUUUCCGACAGAUUACACUCUUAUGAGCACAGUCUUAAAUGUUUACUGGAGCUAGACCAGGUGCUCCCAGAUGCCGGUCUACCCAGUGGCAGCUAUCCGUCUCUCUCGCCGCAGUCUAUCGGUCAAGAAUCCCCAAUCCCACUCCAGAACCGCAUUUCCUAUGCCUAUGCAAAAGUCAACAUACACAUCUUACAUGUUCUCCUCGCCGGUAAAUGGGACGCCUUGGUUCUUCUAGAAGAAUCGAACACGUGGUAUUCAUCUCCAGCCUUCGUCGCCACGAUCGGUCACGUAGUGGAUGCUGCGAAAAGCGCCGAAUCGCUUCUGGACCUAGAUCCAGAUGCACAUUUCAUGCCGUUCUUUCUUGGAAUCUACUUGUUUCAGGGUUGCGUACCUCUUAUCGUUGCCGCAGAUCGGCUGAAGACUGAUGCAGCGGAGAUCAUUAUCAAGGCCUGUGAUACUAUGAUUAGAGUACAUGAGGCUCACAUCAUUCGCAUGCCUUCCGAGUACCAGAUUCUUUUUGUUUCUGUCCUUCGAAUGGGCCUGAAAGAAAUGCAGGGGCGUCCAUUUUAUGCUUCUGGGGAUCCGACGAGUCGGUAUAGACAAGUGUUCGAGCGAUAUAGCUGGGCAUCUGAAGGAAGGGGGUUGGCAGGCUAGAUUGUACCUGCUAAUUUGCUGCCUGGUGAUCAAACCGAGGUAAUGUUGGCAAGGAUUUCGUGUUCGGAUUGUACGAGCGAAUGUAGAUGAUGGAAGGAUAAGCGAAGGUGUCCGAUGUAAUUGUGGAAUGUUUACUUCUAGCUGAAUCUGUAGAACAGAAUCGUAC